This is a messenger RNA of Neospora caninum, 6309 nucleotides long. RefSeq lists its product as hypothetical. The record is from RefSeq and is a predicted model, not a curated record. The transcript has 13 exons. Lineage: Eukaryota; Apicomplexa; Conoidasida; Eucoccidiorida; Sarcocystidae. The coding region runs from base 1 to 6309 and encodes 2102 amino acids.
AUGGAGAACUUCUUGAGUGCUUUCGAGCCCGUAUCUCUCGACGACGAAGAGACUUCUUCUCUUGCUCAGGGGUUUGCGACUCCGCCGCGCCACGUCGCUUCUCCAGAGGCCUUCCCCCUGGGCGGCAAAGAACCCCUCCUGACUCUUGGCUCUUCGUGCCCACAGUUUUCUUCCGAGGCGUCUCCCCUUCCCACCCUUUCUGACUCUCCGCGCUUUCCUUCCUUCUCCCCUCCAGGCGACGCGGUUCCUGCCUGCGCCCACGAGCGGCCUACGAACAGCGAGGAGAAUCUCACAGUGCUGCUCUCCGACGAGUUGCCUGGAAAGAAACGAGAGAGCGUCGCGCAUGCACAUUCCUCGAGAAUGGGAAGAGGCGCACCUGGAAGUCAACAGGGGUCUUUGGAACAUCUGGGGGACUUCGCCGACGUCGACUUCUUCCAAAACACCGGGGUCGCGGUCCCACAGCGCGCUGCUGGCCCCAGCAGAGACAGUUCGAGCAGUUUCCACAGAGAAGAAGGCGCCGCGUCUUUCAGGCUGAUGAGCGACUUUGCUUGCGCGAGUGUCUCUGGCGGCAGCCGGGCCGAGGGCACCUUUCCUGAGGCGAGCCAGAAUGGCGUGCAGGGGCCUCUCUGUAAAAUCAAUGAACAGCGGAGACUGGUGUCUCGUGGGGAUCUCAGCGCGCAUGCAUGCAACGGCGAUACGGCCAAAGGCGAACGGCCCACGUCCCCGCGUGUGAAUGUGCACAACGCCUGCGACAGCGACUUCAAGAUCAGCCAUGAGUCGUCGAUGGAAGAUCUCCUCGGCUCCCCUUCCGACGGGGAGAAAAGAAAAGACAAGGAAGAGGCCGGAGACAAGCGAGAAGACGUGGACGAAGAGCAGGGACCGCAGCCAGUCGAAACUGGCGAAAACAAACACUUACCAGCCUCAAAGACACGUCACAGCACAGACAGCCGAUGCUCCACGGUGUCCUCUUCCUCGACGUGGGCACCGUCUUCCGCGUCCUCUCCUUCCCUUUCCGCACCGUCUUCCUCGUCUUCCGCUUCUCCCUCGUCGUCCCCCCCUCCCUCAUCUACUUCCUCCUCUUCUUCCGCUUCUUCCUCGCCCCCUCCUUCCUCUCUCCCUCCUUCUUCUCCCCGUCCUUCUCCUUCUUCUCCCCCUUCUUCUUCUCCCCCUCCCUCUUCACCCCCUUCGUCUUCCCCACCCGCUGCGUCUUCGGCGUCCCCCUGGCUUUUUUCGGAAGGCGAGGACGAGACCGAAAGCUGCGAGGCUCAUGCGAGCAAGCGUUCGGCUUAUCUUCGAGCACGCGCCACGGGUUAUGUGUCCAACGAGAUGUGGUUCGAGUUGCUAGGUGUGAAGAUAGGCUCAGCAGACGCAGAAGAGGACGAAGGACUGCUUUUUCUCGCUCGCAUCGUCCUGCGUUACUUCUCGAGGGCCACUUCCGAGCCUUCCUCUUCUUUUUCUACUCCAGCUCUCCUGCAUGCGCUGCACAGUUUCCGGUGUCGCUACACCCCGCGAGUUCUCGCGGAGCAUUCUCGUGUGCAGGCGAAACACGCACGUCGUGCGGCUUCGCCCUCGGAAGGCGGCAGCAAGCGCUCGUCGCUGUCUUCCCUCGCCAGUCAGCGCGUUCGGUCCUGUGGAGGGCAGGAGGCAGAGGGCGUGCCGUGGGUGAUUCUUGAAGAGGGUGAAAAUUGUCAGCAAGACUCGCGUCGCAACCCGAUUCCACCCGCGGUUUCUUCCCCGGUGGCAGCUGCCGCUCUCCCGCUGGAGAUCCAGGACGAGAAGUCGCAGGACCGCGGAGACGGCGACUCACCUCCCUCGAGAGUCGACUCGGGCUCCUCGGCAGACGAGGAUUUCCUCGAAGACGUCCGCCUGGACGACGAUAUUCUGGCGACUCGGGCACACCUCAGCGACGCAGAGGGACGCGUGGAGUCACGGUCUCUGGCCCCGUCCUCUCUGAGCGUGAACACCUCCCCCGUCUCGCUCGCCUCUUUGGGUCUCCCGGACGGCGCUGGCUCUUCUCUCGCGUCUCCGGAACGUGGAGAGGAGAUUGGGACCGCAGCUGAGGACCGAGUGCGGAGACAGGCAGGCGAUUACGGGAAACUGCUCGAGUCGCUGGUCGCCUAUCACCUGCCGUUUCUCGGCAGGCACCUCCGCUCGCUGGGCCUCUCUCCGGAGAACUACGCCAGCCAACUACUCUCUUCUGCCUUCGCUUCCUGCUGCUACCCGCCGUGUGAGAUCGACAGUGCGGACGGAAAGCGAGGCGAGCCUCAGAGCCACACACAGACGGAGAGCGAAGGCCCCAGCGCGCAGCCCGACUGUCUCUCCUUUCCUCUCCACAACGAGGGCCAGGGCGCGCCGCGAGAACACCAAGUGCCGAGGCUGUGGGAGGUCUACGCGGCAGAAGUCUGUGUCCAGCAGAUUUGGCGCUUUCUCGUUCUCGCAGGGGAACCUGCAGCUCCCGCGCUCGUCCUCCUCGCGUUGUUGUCGCAGCAGGCAGCGGAUCUUUCGUGUUCCUCGUCGCCGGCGGCCGCGGCUUCUCUGCUGGCUGCUCUCUCGCUGUCUGACGCGGAGGCUGACUUCGGUCCAGGCGUGCAUGCGGGCGUCCAGUCUCUCUACACCUCGAGACGGGCGGCAGAGGUUGCAGUUUCGCGUCUCCCUUCCGCGCUCUCCGGGGAACUCGCCCCCGCGGAGCUGCCUUCUUCGCUGUCUGUUUCUUCGCGAGAAGGCCUCGCAACGGCCUUCCGCCUGUGGCACGUGGCGGCGCUCUACGGCGUCCAGACACCGCGCUCGUUCAGCCUGCGGCUGUCGAGUUUUGAGCGCGCGGAGGAAGGCAGCGCAGAGCAGGCAGAUGCAGCGAGUUCUUCCUGCGCGCCUUCUACGGAGGAGCUUUCAAAGACGCCAGGCGACGACGAGGCGCCGGAUUCGGGAGAAGCGAGAGGGUCGACACGAGAGCCGGCUCUGGAGGCGCAGGGUGCGUCUUCCCUCAAGGCCUUCGGCGUGUCUGCGCCCGAGUCGAGAGACAAGAGACUCGAGUCUCCGCUCGCGUCUGGGCCGCAGCCGGUCAUGGCCUUCGAGGCCCACGACCUGGUCCAGGCUUUGAAGGAGAGUGCCCGAAUAAAGUGCGAGUACCUCGGCCUUCUUCAGGAGAACGCGCGGAUGCAGGAGCGGUCGGCAGACGGGGAAAGACCAGCGGAUCUCCUGGUCCCUGAGAACUUCCUUCUCGCGCACUGGCCGCCGUCGGUGAUUGGGAUCGACGUUCUCUUUCCAGCGCUGGCACUUGCCGCGCACCUCGCGCGAGCGAGCGAGGCGGGUCGCGAGAAAUCGACGGAUUCGACUUGCCAGUUGGCCGCGUUGCAGGCGGUGCCCGCUGGGUGUCCCGUCCUCCGCAUGUCGGUGUGUCUCUCGACGCUGCUGGACGUCUUUGCGUUCGUCUUGGAAGCAUGGACAAUGACGCUGAUCGACUGUCGAACACUCGAAGAGGUCGAGAGGAGCGGAUUCGUGAGACUCGCGCAGGCAGUCCUCAUCGACGGCCAAGUGCUCAGGCGAGCUGCGCGCACGGACGCGUCGGUCGCCGCGUCCUCUCGAGCGGUCGGAGACGCCACGGCGCAACUCGAGAGAGAUCGCCUCGAGGACGGCGGAGCAGCGAGCGCAGCGGAGGAAGACGCACCCCCUGGGGAUCAGCGCGCGACCCGCGAGGGGAACUCGCGCUCUUUCCUCGAAGCUUCCGGCCUGAAGACGCUGCUGGCGAAAACGCGCUCGUCGGCCUUCCUCGGGAGGUCGCCGGAGAGCCUCGAGGGUGCACUGCAAUUUGCGCAGAAAGAGACAGACGCCGAGGGCGACGAGGAACUCGAACACUUGCUCCUCAAGUGCGAGGUCGCGAGAGGGAAACCCCUGACAGUCCUCGGAGACGACGCGGGCUUGCCAGAGAAGGAAACGGAAGACUGCGCAUGCAUUCUCUCACGUCUCCUUAUUGAGAACCAAUUCGGACGCGUCUCCUGCCUCGUCGGCGGAUGGCCCGCGCUGGUGGCAGCUAUUGACCGCGCCGAGCUCUCAUCUCAGCUUCUCACGGAGGGCCUUGUCUCCUGUUCCGCCGCGGGCGCUGCCCUACGGUUUUCCGACGCCUCCAACGCAGCCGCAGGGGCUGCGGCUGCGCUCCAAGAAUGGGGCUCUAAGGCGAAGGAAAAGGCGCGAGGUUGGGUUCAGGCCUCGGCUUCGAAAACGCAGUCCCUUCCACUCAAAUGGCAAACGUUUCGGAAGUCCCAGGCGGCGUCUUCUACCGACGGGUCUGCAGAUAUUGACGGCGCGAAGGAAGCAGCGCCGCAUGCAGAAGACGCCGGCGACGCUGACUCGGCUCCAGACAAGGACGAGCGUGGGGGAGAGAACGCGGCUGAGAAAGAGCAGGAGAUUCCUCCGGCGGCAUCGUCUUCCUCUCGUCCUCUCGAAGAGAUGAAGAACCAAGCUGCAAAUAUGAAGGCUGCCGCAGUAACCCUCUUCUCUCAACUCUGGACGAAACCGCCGUCCUCCAACGACACCAUCGACCUUCCUUCCUCUUCGUCCUCCUCUUCCUCUUCUUCUGCUUCUCGGUUUUCCGCUCUGUUGCGAGGCGAGGGCGGCGUCCAGGAAGGGUUCUUGAAGGCGCGUGAGGCUGUGGCGGGGGAAGAAGGGGAGACGGCAGAGACCCGAGAUGGCGAGAAGAGCGAUGCACCCGAUGCGGAGGCUGUCUGUCCGGGUUCUGUCUCGCAGGCACCGUCUGUAAAAGAGGAAAGGAAAGUCUCAGUCGAAUCAACCUCUCGAAACGUCUCUCCUUCCUCUUCCGCCUCUCCUUCCUCUUCUUCGUCUUCUUCGGCUAUCGGGCCUUCCGAGCGAGAAGGAACCUGGACCCCGGAGUCUACGGGCGAACCGACUCGGCGAGAGAAGGUUUUGUCUUCGCUUCUUUCCUCGACUUUGGGCGGCGCCGAGUACGUGAAGAGAAACUCACUCAAGUGGAAAGACAGUCUCAAAAACAUAAACUUGUCGCGGGCCUUCCAGGCUACACAGUCCGACGCAGCAGGGGAGAAGCACGAAGGCGAGAGAAGUCUCGCAGGCGUUCUAGGCGCCUUGGCGGCAGAGGGCAAGAGAGAGAAGAGUCCGAGCUGCGAGCCGUCGAAUCCAGAGACCGACAGAACCAGCAAGGCGAGUCGAGAAAGCUUGCGACAACACGGAUCCUUCGAAGAAGACAGAGACCGAUCGAGGAUCCUCGGAUACGAGGAAGCGACAGGAGCCUUCGAAGUCCUCGGUGACGUACGGUCAGGACUCGCCGACGUCGCCAGACUCGGAGAAGCUGGCCUUCUCGCCAGUGACGCCGACGCGGAAGACGGCGUCUUUGAAAUUGGCGAUGAUGAGGAAAUUGAAAAUCGUGGCGCGAAUGGAGGCUUCGGACCCGUCGAGCGCGUAGGCACCGACGCCGGCCAGGACCUCAUGCUCAUGAUGAAGAAAUAUGAAAUGUACAUCCAGGAAAUUCAGCGCCUGCAGAAAGGAUCGAUCAUCGACCUCGUCGAGGUUCAAAAGCAGAUCGGCGAUCUCCAGAUUUUCGAGGGCCUGAAACUUCGGCCGAUCAAGCCUCGGUGGAGCUUCACGCUCGCCGAGGGCGUCGUCACAAAGAGCGCCGAGAAGAAGUCGCUUCGCUGGCUGCUCCUGACACUGCAUCAGCUGAUUGUUUUGGAGCCGCACUGCUCGGAGAAGGGAGACGAGAAGGACGAACAAGAAUCCGAAGGUUCCCCGGCCGAUCGGAGUCCAGAGAAUGCGCCUCCUUCGACGUCGCCUCCGCCCUCGAUCUCGUCGCUCUGCUCUGAAAACGGAGACGCCGAGAGGGACGGGCGGUCGCUGCUUCAGCCUCGCACCGGCUCGGCCUCGUUCUCGGGAGUCGCAAAGUGGUCUGGGCAGUGGAGGAGUGCGGUUCUCUCUUUCGGCGAAAAGGCCAAAGACGCGUUUCAACACAACGCCGUCGUCGAACAACUCUCCCUGCAGCGUGCAGGGACUGACAACGGCGGAGCUCCGACCUUCGAGACCAUCACGGGAGUCAUCACCCUGCCGCAUGCAACUUCUAGGAGAGGCGAAGGAUUUCCCACAGUCUGUUGCAAGGCGCGCGUGAAGAGCAAUCACCGACUCAGCGAUCUGCAGAAGGCUCUCCACUUCCCUGACGAUGCACAUCGUCUUUCGCUGGUUUUCUGCAAUGGAAAAAGUAACUCGUACGAGAUCCUCGCGCGUUCGGCCUUUCUCGAGGCCAUCCAGAAUCGCCUCGCGUCUCUCAACAUCGAUGUUAGCAGUGCGUAG